AAAACCCUGCUUUUAGUGCCCGGUGCCCACUCUUCUCAUUUUCCUUUUUCUUCCUUGCAGGGUACCUAUUCUUCUUCGAUCUCUCGGUGAGUCAGAUUGCGGUGGACUAGAUGGACCAGUACGAGAAGGUUGAGAAGAUAGGGGAAGGAACGUAUGGAGUGGUGUACAAGGCACGUGACAAGUCGACUAAUGAAACUAUUGCUUUGAAGAAGAUUCGUCUGGAGCAGGAAGAUGAAGGUGUGCCGAGCACUGCUAUUAGAGAAAUUUCUCUCUUGAAAGAGAUGCAGCAUGGAAACAUUGUCAGGUUGCAGGAUGUGGUGCACAGCGAGAAGCGCUUAUAUCUUGUAUUUGAGUAUCUGGACUUGGAUCUGAAGAAGCACAUGGAUUCCUGUCCAGAAUUCUCUAAGGACCCACGCCUUGUAAAAAUGUUUCUGUAUCAAAUCCUUCGUGGUAUCGCAUAUUGCCAUUCUCACAGAGUUCUUCAUAGAGACUUGAAACCACAAAACUUGCUCAUAGAUCGCCGUACUAAUGCACUGAAGCUUGCAGAUUUUGGAUUGGCCCGUGCCUUUGGUAUUCCUGUCAGGACAUUUACUCAUGAGGUUGUUACGCUGUGGUACAGGGCACCAGAAAUACUACUUGGAUCACGCCACUAUUCUACUCCUGUUGACGUGUGGUCAGUUGGCUGCAUAUUUGCUGAGAUGGUGAACCAGCGGCCUUUGUUCCCUGGGGAUUCUGAGAUAGAUGAACUCUUCAAAAUUUUCAGAGUUAUGGGCACUCCAAAUGAGGAUACUUGGCCUGGAGUAACCUCUCUGCCUGAUUUCAAGUCUGCAUUUCCAAGGUGGCCUUCACAGGAUCUGGCAACUGUGGUUCCCAAUCUUGAUGCUGCUGGUCUUGAUCUCCUGCGUAAAAUGCUGUGCCUGGAUCCCAGCAAGAGAAUCACAGCUAGGAAUGCACUUGAGCAUGAGUACUUCAAAGAUAUCGGUUUUGUCCCUUAAUAUUGUCUUCGCCUCCUAUUGGUUGCAAGUGUAUAUUGGUGUCUGUCAUCCAUGGGAUUUUAUUCAGUCAUAUAUGUGUGCUCUUAGGGUGAUUAUUUUUUGUUCUUUGAUUUCCUUGGUCGCAUUCAAUCUAUAUUGCAGUGGUUUGCUGGCGUGGAAUCCAAAUUUCUUGUUCUUUAUAUAUGUUGAAUUCCAGUUUAAUGCUCAAAGAUAUACAUUCGGUUUGUCAACCUCA
Messenger RNA from Coffea eugenioides, 1230 nucleotides. RefSeq names its product cell division control protein 2 homolog A. The transcript has 9 exons. Gene Ontology annotation, biological process: signal transduction; regulation of G2/M transition of mitotic cell cycle; regulation of gene expression. Gene Ontology annotation, cellular component: cytoplasm; cyclin-dependent protein kinase holoenzyme complex; nucleus. NCBI's taxonomy places the organism in Eukaryota, Viridiplantae, Streptophyta, Magnoliopsida, Gentianales, Rubiaceae. The record is from RefSeq and is a predicted model, not a curated record. Gene Ontology annotation, molecular function: ATP binding; cyclin binding; cyclin-dependent protein serine/threonine kinase activity. The coding region runs from base 111 to 995 and encodes 294 amino acids.